UUCAUUCCUAGUUAUGUUGCACCUUCUGUUUUGCUUUUCCUAAUGGCCAACUCGCAGGCAGCCAAUCCGAAAAAAACAGAAGCUUGCGCCAGCCUGGAGUGAUUUAUAAAUUAAUUUCAUUUUGCAUUUCUUUCUUUCGUCAAAAAAAAAUCCAGGACCAUCUUCCAUUGGUCACGCGAGUAAAAUUGCAAGGCUUGUCCAUGGAAAAUAGAAAAGGGAGAUCUCGGAAGUAAAGAAGGAUGAAGCAGUUGAGAACAGCAAGUUGGAGUGGCUGGCCCUUGGCACGGCAGUAACACCUCGAUUACCUUAACCUCCUCGCAAGGGCCAUUUCUCUUCUUUUGACCUGGCGCUGGGGUGAGAGGGAGGUCUUUCUUCCUGAAGAUCUGGCCCAACGAUGGCAGGGGAGAAAGCUAAGCCCAAAGUGAUCGAUGCCGAAAAGCUGGCCUGCCUCCUGCAGAGUGGCGUGGAGGGCACCCUGGUGAUUGACAGCCGCUCGUUUGUGGAGUACAACACCUCGCACGUGCUGGGCUCAGUGAAUAUCUGUUGCUCAAAGCUGGUGAAACGGCGGCUGCAGCAGGACAAGUUCUCCAUCGCCGAGCUCAUUCAGCCUUCCUGCAAGAUGAAGAUUGACGUGGAGGGAACGCAGGAAGUGGUGCUUUAUGACCAGGGCACACGAGACCUCAGCAAGUUGACAGCUGACAGCUUCACCUCGGUACUCCUGGGCAAGUUGGAGAGCUAUUUUCAUCAUGUUUCACUAUUGUCAGGGGGAUUUUCCGCAUUUUCAUCCUAUUUCCCAGGCCUGUGUGAGGGGAAGCCCACCGCUCUCCUACCAGUGAGCAUCUCUCAGCCGUGCCUACCAGUCGCCAACAUUGGUCCCACACGAAUCCUUCCUCAUUUGUACCUGGGCUCACAGAAAGACGUGCUGAAUAAGGACCUGAUGGUGCAGAAUGGAAUCACAUAUGUUCUCAACGCCAGCAACUCUUGUCCAAAGCCUGACUUCAUCUCAGAGAGUCACUUCAUGCGCAUUCCAGUCAAUGACAACUACUGUGAGAAGCUUCUGCCCUGGUUGGAUGAGUCUGUCGAUUUUAUAGACAAAGCAAAGGUCUCCAACUGUCGAGUACUCGUUCACUGCUUGGCUGGGAUUUCGCGAUCAGCUACCGUUGCCAUUGCCUACAUCAUGAAGAGCAUGGGGCUGUCCUCAGACGAUGCUUACAGGUUCAUCAAGGACCGGAGACCAUCCAUAUCUCCCAACUUCAACUUCAUGGGGCAGCUAUUGGAGUAUGAGAAGAACUUGAGGCUUCUGAAAGUCCGCUCCCUGGCUCCCCUGAAGCCACCGGCAGAUCGGCUGGAGGAGGAGGUUGACAAGGAGGCGUCCGACGGCUGCAGAGGCAGCUGGGACAGGACAUGUCCCAGAUCCUCCACCUCUGAGGCGGCGGGCCCCGGCGCACCCAAGGACGCCAGUCAGCAGUGCAGUGGCAACGCUGAGAGUGGCAGGGGGGACUGCAAGAAUGCCUCGCACGUGGCCCUGCAGCAGAGCCUGAACGGCCUGCACCUCUCCAUGGAGCGCCUCCAAGACACCAACCGACUGAAGCGCUCCUUCUCGCUGGACAUCAAGUCCUCCUACCUGCCAAACCCUGCCCCUGGCCGCUGCGGGGCAGCCGUGCCACACGGCUCCGAUGGCAUCCCAAAGCUCUGCAAGCUGGAGGUGAGGGCGGGGAGCCCUGGCCAGGAGCCAUGCAGCCCAACCCUGGAGAGCCCGGGGACCGACGCUGGCAGUGAGUCAAAAGCCCGGCAGAGGCGCAGACCAAAGCACAACAGCAGCCUCCCAAACCCGUCCAGUUCACCGGUGCACUCCCUGAGCUUGAACUUAACCAGGACCCUCGUCCCUUGCGCGGUCCACAAAGGCAGUGGCGCGGAAGGCAACUUGAAGCAGGCGCUGUUGCUAAGCAUCCCCAGUGCCCAGCCGCUUCCCCUGGGAAGCAAUGGGGUGAACCGGUGGGGGAAGCACACGGAACUGGGGCAGCCCCCUGCCGCGGCAAAUCCCUCUGCUGGCAGCGGCGGCUCGUGGUACUUUGGCACAGAUCAGCCUCCCGCAAGCAAAGGGGCAAGUGGUGCCGGGCUCUUCGGUGGCUCUGCCCCCUCGUACCCGCCCUUCGGCUGCGGCUCCGCCCCGGGCGGCUGCGAGCCGUACGGGCCGGUGCGGCUGCGGGAGAAGGCAGCCGAGCAGCGGGACGCCCGGCGCAGCUGGCACGAGGAAGGCACCAUCGAGAAGCAGUUCAAGAGGAGGAGCUGCCAGAUGGAGUUUGAGGACGGCAUGUCGGAGAGCAGGUCGAGGGAAGACCUGGGGAAGAUCGGCAAGCAGUCCAGCUUCUCCGGUAGCAUGGAGAUCAUCGAGGUGUCGUGAUGGUACGGGAAAUGGCUGUUUUGAAAUGGUGAAAGGGGAGCAUCUGUGGUUAUUUGUCACCUGAAAUCAGGCACUGCUUGAAGCCGCAGACUCUGUUUUUUGUAAAAGCAGGUGGAAGUGCGGCAACUGUUGUCUCUGAUGAUAAUGAGAGUGGGUUAACACAUCACUUGAAACUUGUCUUGAACAUUUUUAGAAAAGCUAAUUUAUUUCUCCAAACACAUUCUGGCAAUGGUAAAAAAGAAAAUGCGGGAACUGGCCACCCCAGUUUAACAUUGUACAGUGCGGUAUUUAAGUACUUCAAGCAAUACUCAAGAAAAGAAAGUCUGUUUUUAUCUUAUUAAUUAUAUAUUUUGUGUUGAUGUUUCCACAUCGUACCUUGGUCUGCGCAGGACUGCUACCUGAGAAGGUCAUUUAUUGCACUUUGUCCUUCCUUGUGUGUGACUGAGCCCAUUAAAAUGCAGACUGCAGCACUAAGGCUGGAAAAGUACCUUCUAUGAGAUAAUCUGUAUGAACCAAUUGCAAAUGGAUGCAGACAUUAAUAUAAUGUAAAUAGUGGUGUAUCUAUUAUUAUGGCUGAUUUAAAUGUUUUUAAAUAGUUUAAAGAUAUCCUGGCUGCUUGAUGCAAAUACCUCAGGUUUGAAUAAACAGAAAAAUUAAAAAGGCUUUUUCUUUUACUACCCUCCCCAUCUUGUUUGUGAAAUGUACACAAGCUUCAAUCACGAUACAGAGGGAAAAAAAAAAUCAUCUCAGGUUUUUUAAACUAAUUAACUGAGGCAGAUUCCGGUGAUAUCCAUGAAGGGGGGAGGUCAAGUGCUGGUGAUCAGUGGACAUCCAGGCAACCUACAGGCCGAGCGCUAGUUGCACGUGCCCAUUGCAUUUGGGACAAACAUGUAGGGAGCUCAUGGCAUCACACACCAAUCACAUGUUGGGAGGCCAAGAUGUGGGGCUCCCCCACAGCAACGGUGCUCUUUCAGAAGCCGCAUGUUAAAUCUGUCCACCUUGCUCCGGUGCUCAUCUCCUUCCCACCAUCUCUGGCUCCUGGGCAGGGAAAGCUGACCAUGAACGGGCAAAAGAAACAGAUCAUCUCUGGCCUGGGCUGUCAGCAAGAGAAUCUGGUGGUGUCCAUUUAACUUGCUCUUGACUGAGCAAUGCUGAUCAGAUGCUUGGUGACUGUUUGCUCGAGGCCCAAGCAAUAAACAUUGAUGAGAUAGCUAUCUGUCCCACUGUGUAGAAAAAAGCAUCAUAGUUAUUUAUAUCAUUGAUUUUGUUGAGUUAAAAAUCAAUCGGCUUUCUCUUCAUUUCGAUUUGUUCUAUAGGUGAGGGUGUGAUCAGUGUAGCCAGCAUUACUAGUUCAUCCCUGAGAAGGUGUGGGUAGGACUUUUCUUUCUGAAUUGCCACGGGAUGGCAGUUUUGACACAAAUGAACACUUGCCAGAGUGCUUCAGAGGGCGUUGAAGUCAGUCCCAUUGGUGUGGGACUGGGGAUGCAAAGGGUAGACAGAUAGGACAAGGAAGAGCAUGAGUCAAUGAGUUCGGUUUGUAAAAGCUUCUCAGUCACUGUUCUUACUAAAUUAUUUACAGAAUUUAAAAACAAACUGAACAGAGAGAUGUUUGAUCCUUCAUUCUCUGAAAUUUCCUCUCAAGAUUUCUGCACCAUUUCUUGUCUUCAAGGCAAAUCAAAGACCGCUCCCUCCAACACUGCCUUUGUGAGUGUUCUUUCUGCAAUGCACCCUACAGAUCCCUGCGCCCUAAGCCCACUGCUCUGUAAAACACUCAUGACCACGCGAUCCCAUGGAUUUGCUGACUCUCUAAAUGUUAGGAAACAUGAUUGUAAUCAUGGUUGGACUGGGAUGAAUUGUACCCUCCUUCCCCCCACAGUUUGAGGGAUAGACCUUCCCACAGCUGUUACUGACGUUGCUGAUCCUGUCAUCCCACUGAGCAUUUUUGGUCAGAUCUGACAAAUUUUUCACAACUCCCCUUCAUGGGAAUCCACGUAACAGAGAUCUGAUCACCAACUUUGCUAAGCUGCAUUUCCUCAGCCCCAGCAGUCAGUUAGGGAAUGCUGUUCUGAUUCAGCAGGAGAUUCCAAUAAACUCAGAUUAUGUUGGAAAUGCUUAGCUGGUCAGGCAGCGAGCGUGGAGAAAGGAAAAGGGUUAACAAUACGGGUGGAUGAUUAGAACCAUUCCAUUUGAAUACAGUCAACCUGAAUCACAAACUCUACUUCUCUCUUGACUGCCAUUCUGACUGGCUAAGUAUUUGUUUGCCUCAAACUUCCAUCAUUGGCAGGGUUUUUGCUUUUUGGUUACAAAAGAAUCAGAUAGAUUCUAGUUCAAUAAGUUAUAAUCUGCCAGAUGCAAAUUAGUAAAAUUUACCUUGACGCUUCACAUCAAAGGGACACUGCGAUAAUACCUCGCAGUGCAGACUAAUCUGGACCACAUUUGCUUGAUCUGCACCAGUUACAAGUCAAAAGGGAAGCAAAGGUUGUGGGUAGAGGGGUUGAGAGUCAAUCUGAGGCAAUCCCCAGGGUGUUUUCUACUGGCAAGCUAAUGAAACUCUAGGAGCUGAAAUUUCUAGAUGUCAGGUUCAGGAGGAGGAGAAGGAGGGAGAUUCACAAUCAAAUGGGAUGAAGAAAAUGCCAACUGGCGUCACCCACUUUUCCCAGCAUAUCUACAAUUUAGGCUGAUACUAAUGAGGACGCAUUACCAUGGUUAGACAGUGUCCCACCAAUAGACCUGCUGCUUUGCACUACUUAGGCUUGGAAAACAGAUACCUAAUGUGGUUGGAGACCAUUUCUCAGCUCUGCUUUUUAAUGCUGUUAGGCAUCACCACAUGAGCCACAGUAGAGCUUCUGCCUGAGACCACAGGGCCUUCCUCUGGGUGCUCCCAUUUCUUCCCACAUCCCAAAAACACGCAAUUUGGUUGGUUAGUUGCCCCUAGUGCAAAAUCUAUAAGAGGUGGAUGAUAAUGCGGGACGAAUAAAAUGGGGUUGAUUUGAACAGGUGUUCAAUUGUCAGCGGCCAUUGAUGGUCUUGGCUCUGUGCUGUGUGACUCUAUCGAUGACCCGUUAAGGAGAGUUGUGGUUAUGAGUCCUGUCAGUGAACAGCAACACUCUAUUCUAUCCACCUAUAGUUUGGACAUUACAAAGAUGUCCUUUCUACAUCUUGUUGGAAGUAGUGAGGUCACGAUAGGUGUUCAAAGAAUCAUUAUACUGGUGCACCUUUUAGUGUUCCUGCCCGAUCUAUUGUGGAAGCUCAGGUCUCCAAGCACUACCAUAACUAAAGCUACUGCGCCGUCAAGGUUAUUACUCGGAAGUAAAUGUUGUUCAUUACUACAAAAGAGUUUUAUAUUGUUGUUAAGUUUUCAUGGCAUUUCUUGUGCAUUCUGAGUGAACCUCACGAGGGUCCAGUGAUUCUUGGAUCAGCUUGUCUCACUGUGUGGACAACCUGCCCCAUGCUAACCUGCACUUUCACCAGGAUUCCAGACCUGGGCGCAGAGUGGAAACCCAGUAAGUGCUGGCGUACAAGGGGAAUAGUAGUGGCGCAUUUGAAGUCUCCUGACAGCCAUCAAAAACUAUUAGGGAUUUACAGCACCUCAAAAGUCCUGAAUAGGUACAACAGGAAAACUUUAAAUUAUCUGUUACCCUCCUAGCAUCCACCCUCAGUGAAUCCACAGUGGUAGGGAAAUGGCCCCUGAUCACCCACAAUCUAAUCGAGUCACAGGCCAGCUUUGGGAAUGGGGUGAAAAGUCCCACCGAUAAUGGUCCUUUUACUUUGGACCUGGGAACUGAACUCUCUGGUCCAAUCAUAGCAGUAUCUCUGUUUUCCUUAAGUACUAACUAUUUAACCUGCAGAUCGAGCAUUAUUACAAGGGCCUUUCUCCUGAAAGCAUAAUUUGAGAAACCUCAAAAUGAUCCUUGUUUGGAAAGCUUACUUGUGGCCAUUGUUUCAGACUAGUAAAAAAAAUAUACAAAACGCUUAAAAGAAGAUUUUCAUUUUAAGGUCCACCAUGUAUCUUCUGUGUGCAUUACUGGAAGUACAGUGGAAAGGGAAACUUUUAUCUUAAUUGGGAUGUUACUCCUUUAACACUUGAGAAUGUGUAGCUUUGUUGCCAAUCCAGGAAAUGCGCUGUACUCUUCUAAAUAACCCUGAUUAUAUCUCUCCGUUUGGAAUGUACUUCUUUGGCCUCUUCUACGGCAUCUCUGUUUUCAAAGCCAAGCCUCCCAUUUUGUCAGUGUUGCAAGUGCAACGUCAAAUCCAAUGGAAAGCCACCUGAGGAUACCCUGUGGGAUUUCUUGCUCUCAACACCCUGCUUGUCCUUGUCCAUGAAAAGGGGUAUCAGUCACACCAGGCAACUAGAUUCUUUUCCAUGAUGGAGAUGCUUUGAGGGAUGUGUCAACUUCAGUUGGGGAGAGAAUGCCCUCUUUGGUUUGGAGCCUUGAUCCAAGCCCCUCUGCUAGAUUAUAAAUUCCCUAACAUAUCCACAGCCACUAUCCCCUCCUGCUCACCACCCCAGAGCAUAACUGGCUUUUAUUUAUAUGCACCCAUUUCCUCUCAUAAUAAGCUAUAAACAGAGAUACAAAUCAGAAAUAUAAAUAGUGUAGAUUAAAUAUUUAUUAUAAUGACAUUUGAUGCUUUUCCUUUGUUUGUCCCAUUUUGUUUUGACCUUAGUUCAACCCAGGCUAUUUAUUAUAUUCCUUAUUUUUGGUCUGUUUGUUGUGUAUUGUAGCCUUUCUCUUGUGUGAUUAAUGCAUCAUUUUUGCUGGUCUUUUACAUUGUGAAGUAUUUGAUAUUAUUACCAAGUGUAAUGAAGAAACUUUAAUUUCUGUUACUAGCCCUAUUUAUUGAAUGCUGUAUUAUGGUGCUUUUUUGUAAUUGGACAGUGGUGUUAUAAAUAAAUGGAUAGACAUUUUAACUAUGGUUUUCUUCAUGUUGAUUGGGAGUUAUUCAAAGGGACCAGAAAGGUUCAGCUGUUUGCUUCAGGGGCGUUGAAAGCUUUUGUUCAAAUAAACCUAC
Molecule: messenger RNA, 7414 nt
Organism: Mobula hypostoma (lesser devil ray)
Lineage: Eukaryota; Metazoa; Chordata; Chondrichthyes; Myliobatiformes; Myliobatidae
Gene: dusp8a
Product: dual specificity phosphatase 8a
Exons: 7
Coding region: 395-2404 (669 amino acids)
Biological process (GO): protein dephosphorylation; negative regulation of MAPK cascade
Cellular component (GO): cytoplasm
Molecular function (GO): protein tyrosine/threonine phosphatase activity; MAP kinase tyrosine phosphatase activity; MAP kinase tyrosine/serine/threonine phosphatase activity
Source: RefSeq, a predicted model, not a curated record